This is a messenger RNA of Talaromyces atroroseus, 1134 nucleotides long. RefSeq lists its product as hypothetical. Gene Ontology annotation, biological process: D-serine biosynthetic process; L-serine metabolic process; pyruvate biosynthetic process. The transcript is spliced from 2 exons. Gene Ontology annotation, molecular function: L-serine ammonia-lyase activity; serine racemase activity; pyridoxal phosphate binding. The record is from RefSeq and is a predicted model, not a curated record. Bases 1 to 1134 code for a protein of 377 amino acids. NCBI's taxonomy places the organism in Eukaryota, Fungi, Ascomycota, Eurotiomycetes, Eurotiales, Trichocomaceae.
AUGACAUCUCCAUCAAAUCACCUCCCUCUUAUCCCGGAGAACGUCGCAAAGGCGCACGCGCUCAUCAAACCGUACAUCCAUCACACCCCGCUCCUCACGAACACAACGCUCAACACAAUCGCAUCAACGCCACAGCACGCUUCGGACCUUGUUGGCUCGCAUUGGGAAGGGCAGAAUCCGGCGUCGCCGAGAAUACGGUUUUAUUUCAAAUGCGAGAAUCUGCAGAAAAUAGGCGCGUUUAAGGCGCGGGGUGCGUUUCAUGCGUUGUUGAGGCUUAUUGAGGAGAGGGGCGAGGAGGAGGUUAGAAGGAAGGGCGUUGUGACUCAUAGUUCUGGUAACCAUGCUCAAGCACUAGCCCUGGCAGGAAAGACACUAGGCAUUCCUACAUUUGUCGUGAUGCCAUCUAUAAGCACCCCCAGCAAAAUCGCAUCCACGCAGUCGCUCGGCGCAAAAGUCGUUUUCAGUGGGAGCACAGAGCCUGAACGCACCGCUGUCAUGCACCAGAUUCAGCAAGAGACUGGCGCCAUCUUCAUUCCGCCCUAUGAUCAUCCUGAUAUUAUCCUGGGCCAGGGCACAACUGGGCUAGAUAUGGAGGCACAAUACGAGGAACUGAAGGGGCGCGAAGGAAAAUCACUAGAUGCAGUUUUGACGCCAGUAGGGGGAGGUGGCCUCAAUGCCGGUGUUGCAACGUGGUUCUCGGUGCCGUCGAAAGAAGGAAAGAAGAAAACGUUGGUCUUCGGGGCAGAGCCAUCUUUCCAGGGCGCGAAUGAUUGUCAGCUGGGACUUGCUGCCGGAGAGCGUGUCCAGGCUGUUUCAACAAAGACUAUAGCAGAUGGUCUCAGGACGCCUGUAGGUCUGCACAAUUGGGCCGUUAUAUCUGAUCCGUCGAAAGUGGCAGGCGUCUACAGCGUAACGGAAGAGCAAAUAAAAAAGGCUAUGAGGUUAGUGCUGGAAAGAAUGAAGGUGGUCGUCGAGCCCAGCGCGGUAGUAGGUUUGGCUGUUUGUCUGUUUGAUGAGGACUUUAGAAGGAAGGUCGAAAAAGAGGCAGGAGAAGCCGGUUGGGAUAUUGGCAUUGUGUUCAGUGGUGGCAAUACGACUGUUGAAACCAUUGGAGCUUUGUUCGCUUCAAACUAG